AACAUUUAAUCAAGACAAUGAUCAGAGUAUUGAUCUAUAAUCGAUCGUUGCAGCCCCAGAAACAAAAAAUUCACUUUUCAGCUGCGUCUUUUUCCUCCGUCCUGCAGCCCCUUCGUGUUCUUGACCCUCAGUAUUUUCUCAGCGUCUCACUGUAUCUUGUCUCUCUUAUAUUCCUGUGUCUCCGUGUCCACUGCCCGGGGUGAUAAUGUGGUGUCUGCACUUCUGCCCCUGCACAGAUUAACCACGCUUUUGUCGGGGGGGACAAAGAAAAGCCCCUCCCUGCUGCUGAGCCGGGGCUUUCAGCAUGGCCCCUUGCCAGGGGAGGCUUUAAAAGGGUGGGGGCGCGUGGCUCCUCUCACUCUCACGGCAGGACAACCCAAGGGCAUCAAAGCAAGGUGAGUCCCUGUCCCCUCACCCAGCGCAGCACAGCACGGCACGGCACGGCACAGGGCAGCACAGCCAGGGUCGACCAGCCCCCUAAAUUCACACACACAAAAACCCCAAAGCACAGGGGCCGGCCGGGCUCCAGGGCCCGGCGGCCAUCACUGCACCCAGUGGGUGAGAUAAAGAGUGGUGAUGGUGGAAAAUCUCAGCAGCUGGAGGAGCAGGAGGAAAUGGGCAGAAAACAAGAUAAAGAGAUAGAAUGGGUGGGAGAAAAGUCUGGAUGAAGCCUCUGGCUCCUCUGACCCUCUUCAUUUUUCUGUAGGAACUAUAAAUAGAUGCUUCCAGUUCAGGAAUGAUGCACUCAGGCUGGGUUCAGUAUCCAGGCCACUGUGAUUCUGGAGCUUUUCAACCUUUAGAAACACACUCUGAUGCUGCUGCACAGGCCGUUUAACAUGUUAUACAGCACUGAUGAACAGUUUACAGCACAUCUCCUGCUGUGCUGCUUUUACACGUGUUUUUAUUGACUUGUUGACUGCAGUCGCCUCGGCGUGUCCAUCUUGUCGUCUGUUCGUCCUCUAGCUGCCUCUCAACCGUCUUGUGUUUAUCUCUCCUGCCAGACAAGAUGACUCACCACUGCACCAAGUUCUCCGGCCACUGGAAGAUCAUUGUCUUCGAUGAGGAGUGCUUCCAGGGCCGCCGCCAUGAGUUCACCUCUGAGUGCUGCAACGUGAUGGAGUUUGGCUUCGAGACCGUGCGUUCCCUCAGAGUGGAGAGUGGAGCCUGGGUGGGUUAUGAGCACGCCUCCUACCAGGGACAGCAGUUUGUCCUGGAGAGGGGAGAGUACCCCCAGUGCGAUGCUUUCGGCGGCAGCAACGCCUAUCACAUUGAGAGGAUGACCUCCUUCAGACCUAUCGCCUGUGCUAACCACAGAGAGUGUCGUAUGACUAUCUAUGAGCGUGAGAACUUCCUGGGCCGUAAGGGUGAGCUUAGUGAUGAUUAUCCCUCCCUCCAGGCCAUGGGCUGGUGCAACAAUGAAGUUGGCUCUCUCAGGAUCCAGUCUGGAGCAUUUGUGUGCUACCAGUACCCUGGUUAUCGUGGAUACCAGUAUAUCAUGGAGUGUGAUCGUCACUGUGGGGAGUACAAACACUUCAGGGAGUUUGGCUCCCACUGCCAGACCCCUCAGAUCCAGUCCAUCCGCCGUAUUCAGCAGUAACAACUUACUCCAAACCCCCUUUACCCAUGUGACCCUUCACCUCUGACCCCCGCUGCCUCCAAGUGCUGAAUAAACUGUCUUUCUUAAACCUUA
Molecule: messenger RNA, 1690 nt
Organism: Lates calcarifer (barramundi perch)
Lineage: Eukaryota; Metazoa; Chordata; Actinopteri; Centropomidae
Gene: cryba4
Product: crystallin, beta A4
Exons: 5
Coding region: 1007-1597 (196 amino acids)
Biological process (GO): lens development in camera-type eye; visual perception
Molecular function (GO): structural constituent of eye lens
Source: RefSeq, a predicted model, not a curated record